Cheilinus undulatus (humphead wrasse) is the source of this 4306-nucleotide messenger RNA. Its product is annotated as NACHT, LRR and PYD domains-containing protein 14-like. The record is from RefSeq and is a predicted model, not a curated record. The transcript has 17 exons. NCBI's taxonomy places the organism in Eukaryota, Metazoa, Chordata, Actinopteri, Labriformes, Labridae. Bases 103 to 4212 code for a protein of 1369 amino acids. Gene Ontology annotation, molecular function: protein binding.
CUGAAGGUGAAAAUGUCAGGUCCCUCCAGGCUUCACCAGAGUAAGCAGAGCAGAAUGAGGAGAACUAAAGUCUGAGGCAAGGGAAGUUUUUUCUCUAACAAGAUGAGUGGUUUGAUGGAAGAAGAGGCAGAGAGAGCAGUGUCUCCGAUAUCAGAAAUAUCCGGUCUGUCUCUGAAGAGUGAUGCAUCCAGAUUUAUACCUCCAGAAUUCAGAAAAGACCCUGGACACUCAAAAAUUUUGUGUUGCAGAGGUCUGCCUGACAGACAGGGGGCAGUGUCUCCAAUAUCAGAAAUAUCCGGUCUGUCUCUGAAGAGUGAUGCAUCCAGAUUCAUACCUCCAGAAUUCAGAGAAGACUCUGGACCCUCAGACACAAAAGGUCUGCCUGACAGACAGGGGGCAGCGUCUCCAAUAUCAGAAAUAUCCGGUCUGUCUCUGAAGAGUGCUGCAUCCAGAUUUAUACCUCCAGAAUUCAGAGAAGACCCUGGACCCACAGACACAAAAGGUCUGCCUGACAGACAGGGGGCAGCGUCUCCAAUAUCAGAAAUAUCUGGUCUGUCUCUGAAGAGUGAUGCAUCCAGAUUUAUACCUCCAGAAUUCAGAGAAGACCCUGGACCCUCAGACACAAAAGGUCUGCCUGACAGACAGGGGGCAGCGUCUCCAAUAUCAGAAAUAUCCGGUCUGUCUCUGAAGAGUGAUGCAUCCAGAUUUAUACCUCCAGAAUUCAGAGAAGAACCUGGACCCUCAGACACAAAAAAGAGGAAGUGGAGUUAUGUCUCCAAGGGGCAACAGAGACAUGGCUGUGCUUUGUGUCGUGAGGUUCUGAGAGAUCCUGUGUCUACCAACUGUGGACAUUUUUUCUGCAGACAGUGCAUUACCUCACACUCUGACCAAUCUGGCUCAUCAGGAGUCUUCUCCUGUCCCCAGUGUGGAAAAAGAUCCAGAGCAACACCUGGACUGUGGACAGCCAGCACUUUACAAAGUGGUCAGCAGGAGGUUCUAAACGAGCACAAGAUCAGUCUGAGGGAGAAAUGUGAACGUGUGCCUGAAGAAACUGAUGAAAAAGGAAGCAGAACCCUCCUCAGCAGGAUCUACACAGAGCUCCACAUCACAGAGGGACAGAGUGAAGAGGUGGAAACCCAACAUGAAGUGAGACAACUUGAGUCAGUUUCCAAAAUGGUUACCCUGCACGAGACGGCAAUCAAUUGCAAGGACAUCUUUAAAGCUUUGCCUGACCAACAAAAUCACAUCCGAGUGGUCCUGACUGUUGGUGUCGCUGGUGUUGGAAAAACCUUCUCAGUGCACAAGUUUACUCUAGACUGGGCAGAGGGCUCAGAAAACCAAGACAUCGGUCUGGUGAUUCUGCUUUCAUUCAGGGAGCUGAACUUGGUCAGAAAUGCACCAUACAGUCUUCUUGAGCUGGUCCGUGCUCUCCAUCCAACAUUACAGGGGGUCACAGCAGAGACGCUCGCUGUCCGUAAACUUCUGUUCAUCUUAGAUGGUUUGGAUGAAAGCAGGUUUACACUGGAUUUCCACAUCAAUGAGGUUGUGUCUGACGUCACACAAACUUCGUCGUUAAAUGCACUGGUGACAAACCUCAUCAAGGGGAAUCUGCUUCCCUCAGCCCUUAUCUGGAUAACUUCCCGACCUGCAGCAGCCAGUUUGAUACCUUCUUUAUGUGUUGACAGGCUAACAGAGGUACGAGGCUUCACUGAUGCCCAGAGGGAGGAGUACUUCAGGAAGAGUUUCAGUGAUGAAGAUCUGUCCAAUAGAAUCAUCUCUCACAUCAAGGCAUCCAAGAGCCUCUACAUCAUGUGUCUGAUCCCAGUCUUCUGCUGGAUCACUGCAAAAGUUCUGGAGCAUAUGAUGACCACAGAGCAGAGAGGAGAGCUGCCUAAGACCCUGACUGACAUGUACUCAUACUUCCUGCUGGUUCAGACAAAGAGGAGGAAGCCCAAGUAUGAUGACAGACACAUUCAUGAAUUCACCCAAUCUGACAGAGAAGUUCUUCUGAAGCUGGGGAGGCUGGCGUUUGAACAUCUGGAGAAUGGAAACAUCAUGUUCUAUGAAGAAGACCUGGAGCGCUGUGGUUUGGAUGCCUCAGAAGCCUUAGUGUAUUCAGGAGUUUGCACUGAGAUCUUUCAAUCAGAGAGGAUAACUUUCCAGAAAACAGUCUACUGCUUUGUUCACCUGAGCGUUCAGGAGUUUCUGGCUGCAGUCUACAUGUACCACUGUUUCACAAACAGAAACACAGAUGUUGUGGAGGCUUUUCUAAAAGAGGACAAAGACAGCAGUGAUGGUCAGAAUUCAUCCCUGGAAGACUUCCUGAUGAAUGCCAUGGAGAAAUCCCAGAAAAGUACAAAUGGCCACCUGGACUUGUUUGUUCGCUUUCUCCACGGCCUCUCUCUGGAGUCUAACCAGAGACUCUUAGGAGACCUCCUUGGUCGGACAGACAACAGUCUAGAAAUGAUCCAGAAAGUCAUCCAGAACCUGAGGAAGAUGACCAGCUAUAAUGUCUCUCCUGACCGAGCUGUCAACAUCUUCCACUGUUUGAUUGAGUUGAACGACAUCUCAGUACAACAGGAGAUUGAAAGGUACUUGAAGUCGGAGAACAAAUCGGAGCAGGUGCUUGUUUUGAUCCACUGCUCUGCUCUGGCCCACAUGCUGCAGAUGUCAGAUGAGAUUCUGGAUGAGUUAGUUCUGGAUAACUACAACACAUCAAACCAGGGACGAAUGAGACUCAUUCCAGCUGUGAGGAACUGCAGAAAGGCUCAGUUCUCUGGCUGUGAUUUAUCAGAGGUACACUGUGAAGUUCUGGCUUCGUCCCUGAAGUGCAAACCCUCCCAUCUAAGACAUCUGGACCUGAGCAGCAACAGCAACCUGCUGGAUUUAGGGGUGGAGUUUCUUUCUGCUGGACUUAAGAGUCCAAACUGCAGACUGGAGACUCUGAAUUUGAUGGGCUGCACAUUGUCAGAGAUCAGCUGUUCUUCUCUGGCCUCAGCUCUGAAAAGCAACCCCUCCCAUUUAAGAGAGCUGAACCUGAGCUUUAACAAGCUGCAGGAUUCAGGAGUGGAGUUACUGUGUGAUUUUCUGAAAAAUCCAACCUGCAGACUGGAGACACUGAGACUGUGGGGCUGCUUUUUGACAGAGAAAAGCUGCUCGUCUCUGGCCUCAGCUCUGAAGUCCAACCCCUUCUAUCUCAGAGAGCUGGAGCUGAGCAGAAACAAACUUCAGGAUUCAGGAGUGGCAGUGUUGUGCGAUUUUCUGAAGAGUCCAAACUGUAUAUUGGAUACUUUGUGCUUGGUUGGCUGCAGUUUGACAGAGAUCAGCUGUUCUUCUCUGGUCAUGUCCAGCCCCUCUCAUCUGAGAUUUCUUAGCCUCAAUGGCAACGAGCUGCAGGAUUCAGGAGUGGAGCUGCUGUGCCAUUUUCUAAAGAGUUCAAACUGCAGACUGGAGACUCUGAGAUUAAAUGUCUGCAAGUUAUCAGAGAUCAGCUGUUCUUCUCUGGCCUCAGCUCUGAAAACCAGCCCCUGCCAUCUCAAAGAGCUGGAGCUGAUGGGCAACAAGCUACAGGAUUCAGGAGUGGAGAUGCUGUGUGAUUUUCUGAAGAGUCCAAACUGCAGACUGGAGAAUCUGAGAUUGUGUGGCUGCAGUUUGUCAGAGAUCAGCUGUUCGUCUCUGGCCUCAACUCUGAAGGUCAGUCCCUCCAAUCUGAGUGAGCUGGAGCUGAGCAAAAACAAUUUGUUAGACUCAGGAGUGAAGAUGCUGUGUGACCUUUUGGGGAGUUCAAACUGCAAGCUGAAAACUCUGAGACUGGGGAGCUGCGGUCUGUCAGAGAUCAGCUGUUCUUCUCUAGCCACAGCUCUGAAGUGCAACCCCUCCUUUCUGAGAGAGCUGGAUCUGAGUGAAAACAAGCUACAGGAUUCAGGAGUGGAGCAGCUGUGUGAUUUUCUAAAGAGUCCAAACUGUGAACUUGAGACUUUAUGUUUGGAUAACUGCGGUUUGUCAGAGAUCAGCUGUUUUUCUCUGGCAUCAGCCCUGGAGUCCAGUCCCUCCCAUCUGUUAAGUCUAAACCUGAGUAACAACAAACUGCAGGAAUCGCAGGUGUUACAGCUGUCCGAACUUGUGAAGAAUCCUAACAACAAACUGAAGACUCUAAGUUGGAAGACAAUACCAGAGUGGUUAUUAAAGAUGGCAGCAUCCCUUGCCCAAUGAUCAGAGAGGUGGAAGAAGCAGCCUCUUAGGUGGAUGAGUUUGUAAGUGGGCCAUAUUACUUUGAAACUGACAGAAGCAGUCUGAACUGCUUUAA